AUGAGGUGCGUCACUGGAGAGUCAAGGUACAUUCCGGGAGUUGUUGGAGCGCUUGUGGCGAUGGGUGACACCCUUUCCGAUGUGGCUGGCCACCCGCCCGGUGUGAUGGAUGAGGAACUCCAGCAGGAACUGUUACAAAGAUGUUCGGGAAUGAAGAAGGAGAUACUGGCGAGAGUGAAGAAUGCGAAGUUGGAACCUGCGGAACUGGAGUUUAUGACGCUGGCAUGGCUGGCUACCCCGUGGGAAGAUUCCCGAUUUGACGAUUGGUUGAACGAAACGUUGGGGUUGACGCCGAUGGCGAAAUCCUCUAGCAAUUCUCCUGCCGCGACCGAGACAACGAACUAUUUGGUAGUGUGGGUGCCGCCGGUGAGGGAGAGCGCAGUGAACGUCGUGCAUAUGGUGGGAACAUUUUAUGUUGGACUACAAGAAGCCAGCGCGCAGGUUCAGUUGGCGGAUGGCACGAUCGUGACUGUCAGGCCCUAUAACUGGAUUAAGCACCGGAGGUGGAGAAAUGACAGGAAGUUGGCUUGGCGGGUGACCGCCCCCAACGGCACUCAGUACCAUUCGAGCGCCCGGUCGAAACCAACCAAGCCUUGGGAGCUGCCACCCUCGGUCGAAGACGGAUACUACACUCUACUAGGCAUAAAUGUCCACAGGCAUAAGCGGCUGUUGCGCAUUCUGGGCCCGUCCAGAUACAAGGAAUUUGUGGACCGCUUCCUGCGCCUGUGCGUCGACUACGGAAGAUGUUCAGGGGUCUUAGAUGACGGACGCCCCUUCCGCCUUGUCCAAAGCAGCGGAGACCGCUACCUCUGGCAAAUAGCCGGGUUAGUCAUAGAUCCGGCAGUGGGCGAGAAUUCCCUCGACCGCCUCUUCGGAGCAAUGCCAACCGAACAAGACAGACGCAGUAUUUGCAGAGUUCUCUCCUGCAGUUCUUGA
Gregarina niphandrodes is the source of this 936-nucleotide messenger RNA. RefSeq lists its product as hypothetical. Bases 1 to 936 code for a protein of 311 amino acids. The transcript has a single exon. The record is from RefSeq and is a predicted model, not a curated record. NCBI's taxonomy places the organism in Eukaryota, Apicomplexa, Conoidasida, Eugregarinorida, Gregarinidae.